Molecule: messenger RNA, 2879 nt
Organism: Salarias fasciatus (jewelled blenny)
Lineage: Eukaryota; Metazoa; Chordata; Actinopteri; Blenniiformes; Blenniidae
Gene: ugcg
Product: UDP-glucose ceramide glucosyltransferase
Exons: 10
Coding region: 335-1519 (394 amino acids)
Biological process (GO): glucosylceramide biosynthetic process
Cellular component (GO): membrane
Molecular function (GO): ceramide glucosyltransferase activity
Source: RefSeq, a predicted model, not a curated record
CUGUUCCGUCCCCUCCCCCCGGCUGGUCAGCUGACCAAGGGCCGGUCUGGUGACUGUCAGACCCCGAGCCUCCCCCCACGACCCGGACCCAGCACCGCAGGCCGAGCCGGUGUCUGCUCGCCCGCCGGAGGAGCUCCUCUCCCGGCCGCUCCGCCACGUCGCCCCGCUGCCCGCCGGCGGCCCGGACUUCCGGCCGGAAGCAGCCGAGCCCGUCUGUACGCGAGUCGGACUCAGCUCGUCCCGGUGGUCCCGAUCGGCCGGUGGCCCCCAGUCCCGGGCCCGUGUGACCCCCGCGCCGCCCCGGACCCGGACCCGGACCCGGACCCGGACCGCCAUGGCCGCGCUGGAGCUGGCCAUGCAGGGCCUGGCCGUGUUCGGCCUGGUCCUGUUCGCGGUGCUGUGGCUCAUGCACUUCAUGUCCAUCAUCUACGUGCGGCUCCACCUCCACAGGAAGAGGUCAGAGGUCAAGCAGUCCUUCUCCCAGCUGGCUGGAGUGUCUCUGCUGAAGCCUCUGAAGGGCGUCGACCCCAACCUGAUCUCCAACCUGGAGACAUUCUUCACCCUGGACUACCCCAAGUUCGAGAUCCUGCUGUGCGUCCAGGACCAGGACGAUCCGGCGGUGGACGUCUGUAAGAAGCUGCUGGGAAAAUAUCCCAACGUGGACGCCCGUCUGUUCACCGGGGGAAAAAAAGUUGGAAUCAACCCUAAGAUCAACAACCUGAUGCCUGGCUACGAGGGCGCCAAGUACGGCCUGGUGUGGAUCUGCGACAGCGGCAUCCGAGUGAAGCCCGACACCCUGACAGAUCUGACCAAUCAGAUGACGGAGAAGGUGGGGCUGGUCCACGGGUUGCCGUACGUCGCCGACCGCCAAGGCUUCGCCGCCACUCUGGAGCAGGUGUACUUCGGGACGUCCCACCCUCGCUCCUACAUCUCGGCCAACGUGACGGGGAUCAAGUGCGUGACGGGGAUGUCGUGUCUGAUGAGGAAGGACGUGCUGGACCAGGCCGGCGGGCUGGUCGCCUUCGCCCAGUACAUCGCCGAGGACUACUUCAUGGCUAAAGCCAUCGCCGACAGAGGCUGGAAGUUCUCCAUGGCGACACAGGUGGCGCUGCAGAACUCCGGAUCCUACUCCAUCGGACAGUUCCAGUCCCGGAUGAUCAGGUGGACCAAGCUGAGGGUCAACAUGCUUCCCGCCACCGUGCUGGAGCCGGUUUCCGAGUGUUUCCUGGCCAGUCUGAUCAUUGGCUGGGCGGCUCAUUAUAUAUUCAGGUGGGACAUGAUGGUCUUCUUCAUGUGUCACUGUCUGGCCUGGUUCCUGUCCGACUACAUCCAGCUGACCGGGGUCCAGGGCGGCCCGCUCUGCUUCUCCAAGCUGGACUUCGCCGUGGCCUGGUUCAUCCGGGAGUCCAUGGCGGUGCAGAUCUUCCUGUCGGCGCUGUGGGACCCCACCAUCAGCUGGAGGACCGGCCGCUACCGGCUGCGCUGCGGCGGCACGGCCGAGGAGAUCCUGGACGUGUAGCCGGCCGGCGCCCCGUCGCCACGGCGACGCACAGGACGCCAAACAGACUGACCUUUGUUUUCUUUACGAGGAGAACCCGAAGCCCCUUUUUAACUAUUUAUGUUCUUUUUGGUGCUAAAAUGAAUCGACGCCACAACAAGCCAAUUAGAGCGCAGGAAGCCGGCACAGACUGGGCCAAUCAGGAGAGAGCGUUCGCCAGAGCGAAGAACAGACGGCCAUGUUGGCUCCUGGAACCCGUCUGGACUCGCCGCUGCACUUUGACGAACUUUCAUCCACCUUAUUUAUUCACACGAGCGAAUUCAGAGGAUUCCAGGAGAGAGACGGACCGCCGGGUCUGGACCGGACCGGACCGCCGGGUCUGGACCGGACCGGACCGCCGGGUCUGGACCGGACCGGACCGCCGGGUCUGGACCGGACCGGACCGCCGGGUCUGGGCCGGACCGGACCGCCGGGUCUGGACCGGACCGGACCGCCGGGUCUGGACCGGACCGGACCGCCGGGUCUGGACCGGACCGGACCGCCGGGUCUGGACCGGACCGGACCGCCGCUGCUGACUUUAGAACGUGGCUGACUCCAGACGACUGAACGCCUCCCAGCACCGGUCCCACCAGAGCAGCUGCAGACCCAAACACCGGGAGCCAUAGAAACAUGAGCGGAGCUGGCCGUCAGCGGCCAACCAGAGCGGAGCAGCGGCCAACCAGAGCGGAGCUGGCCGUCAGCGGCCAACCAGAGCGGAGCUGGCCGUCAGCGGCCAAUCAGAGCGGAGCUGGCCGUCAGCGGCCAAUCAGAGCGGAGCUGGCCGUCAGCGGCCAAUCAGAGUGGAGCUGGCCGUCAGCGGCCAAUCAGAGCGGAGCUGGCCGUCAGCGGCCAAUCAGAGCGGAGCAGCGGCCAACCAGAGCGGAGCUGGCCGUCAGCGGCCAAUCAGAGCGGAGCUGGCCGUCAGCUUCCUGAGCACUGAGCAGAACCGACAGUAUUGUGAGGAACGGUCGGAACAUUUCACGGAGGACCAAACAAGAUGGAAAAAACCUGAUUCACAUUUCUUAAGUUUAGUUUUCAUGUCUGAACACUGUGUGUGUGUGUGUGUGUGUGUGUGUGUGUGUGUGUGUGUGUGUGUGUGUGUGUGUGUGUGUGUGUGUGUGUGUGUGUGUGUGUGUUGCUUCCUUGUUAGCUGUUAGCGUUAGCGUAGCCACUGGCUGUUUGGUUGAUGACAUCAUUUGUCGGACGAACACCUGUUGGUGUCGUCCAAUCAGAACUUUGGGACUGUUGUUGUUUUUUUAAGAUAUCACCUGCUGUCGUGUGCGAAGCGACCAAUCACAGUGGAGCGUUGUCAAACAAUAAAGUUUUAAACUUUCAAAAGGAA